AGAGAGCGAGAGCGAGUGAGUGGGGGUGGGGGGUUGUCAUCGCUUGCUCAUUCUGAGCUGUGCUGCGCUCAAAGUACUGGAGGAAGUAGAGGAAAAGUAGUUAGUCCUUUAAGAAAGUUGCAGGGUUGGAUCCGUGGAUCCGUGGACUGCACCCAUUGCUUUUUCCCCCCCCUCCCUCAUUGCCUCCUAAUUUGGGAUUUGUUUGGGGACGGGAGACGGUAGCACAUCUGUGAGAGUUUGCCUUGCUGGGAGACAGAGUACUAAGCUUCCAUUCUCACCCACAAAAUGUCUGAUUCCACUGUUAAUGUCCAUUUGGAGGGGAUCAUCUCAGAUUUUGAAGCUCUAAAAAGAUCGUUUGAAGUGGAGGAGGUGGACACCACCACAAACCCCUCACCUCUUUCCCGCAGAACGGCCAAUCCACUGCGCUCUUCCACCAGCUCUGCCACUAGCCGCUUCCAUGACCUGAGCUCCCGCAACUCUGACAGUUCCUCCAGACAUGGCUCGGAAAGCUCCUCCAGUUGCCAACGCUCCCCUAAGAGUGGUCUGCGGCGUGUGGAGCUUUCCGGAGUCCGUGUUCCCGAGGCAUCUUCGCGCAGGACGGAGAUCUCCAUCGACAUUUCCUCUAAGCAAGUGGACAGCUCACCCAGCCCAGGCAUCACCCGCUUUGGCCUGAAGAGACCCGAAGUCUCGCUCCAUAACAGAACUCCGGAGGUGGGGCCUCACAGGAGGGCGGAGAUCACUCUGGGCCGACCACAGGAGCCCACGGCUCCCCUACGAAGAGCCGACGCCCCUGCGCUGGCCUCCCGGAUCCCCGAGCCUGUCCAGAGGAAGAUGGAGUCUUCAAGCCCCGUGGAGAUGUCACCUCUGUCCAGACGGCCUGAGAUGUCCGUGAACAGACAGGUGGAGACCCCAUCUCCAGCCAGAGAGUCUGAGAACAGCUUCACCUCAGCAGUCAGCGGCAUCCCAAGUUUUACCGAGUAUAAAACCCCACCAGCAAUGCAGGAGAACUUCAACAGAGCCCCAGAGCGGUCAGAGGUCAUUUCCAGCCACACCUCCAGCAGCAGCAGCAGCAGCAGCAUGGCGGAGGCGGGACUUCCUGAGGUGCCACCGCUUGCGGGACCGGACAAGCCCACCAUGGACUUCAGCUACGUGGGCAUCGACGCCAUCCUGGAGCAGAUGAGGAGGAAGGCCAUGAAGCAGGGCUUUGAGCUCAACAUCAUGGUAGUGGGGCAGAGUGGUUUGGGGAAGUCCACGCUGAUGAACACCCUCUUCAAGUCUAAAGUGAGCCGAAAGUCAGUCAUGGGCACACCCGAGGAACGGAUCCCCAAAACCAUCGAGAUCAAAUCAAUCAGCCACGAUAUUGAAGAAAAAGGUGUGAGAAUGAAGCUGACGGUCAUAGACACACCAGGCUUUGGGGAUCAGAUAAACAAUGAGAACUGCUGGCAGCCCAUAAUGAAGUUCAUUAAUGACCAGUAUGAGCAGUACUUGCAAGAGGAGAUCAACAUUGACAGGAAGAAGAGGAUCCCAGACUCCCGGGUUCACUGCUGCAUAUACUUCAUCCCCCCCACAGGACACUGUCUGAGGCCUCUGGAUGUGGAGUUCAUGAGACGACUAAGUAAAGUGGUGAACAUCGUGCCGGUCAUCGCCAAGGCCGACACCCUGACUCUGGAGGAGAGGGACUUCUUCAAGAAGAAGAUCAGGGAAGAGCUGCGAGCGUACAGCAUCGACGUCUAUCCUCAGAAGGAGUUUGAUGAAGAUGCAGAGGACAGACUGAUCAAUGAGAAGAUCAGAGAGAUGAUUCCGUUUGCAGUGGUGGGGAGUGACCAGGAGUACCAGGUCAACGGGAGGAGGCUCCUGGGAAGGAAAACUAAAUGGGGUACCAUAGAAGUUGAGAAUAUCACUCAUUGUGAGUUCGCCUACCUGCGGGACCUCCUUAUCAGAACCCACAUGCAGAACAUCAAGGACAUCGCCAGCAGCAUCCACUACGAAAUGUACCGCGUGCGUCGCCUCAAUGAGAACAACAUGCAGGCCAACGGGCUGGCUGACCACCACCCAGCCUCUCCUGAGAUCUAGAGCUCUUUCCAUACCCCAUCCACCCUGAUACACCCCCACCCCCGCCCCAGCCCCAGCCUGUGAGGGAGGAUGGGGGCACUUAUGAACUACGGUUACCCCCACCUCCAGCACACAGCCUCCCCACGCCACAGCCUCCCUGCCGUGAAGGUGCGAGACGAGCUCCUCAGCCUAAAGCUGCUCCUCAGCCUGCACUCACUUCAGGCCAGUGCCAGUCACGCUGCGAAGGUGCGUUCACAUGGCUCGAGCGUUCCAGGGCCCUUUCGAGACGGAGCCGUGCGGCACUCCGAGGUGUAUACUCCUUCCACUCUGCGGUUGCCUUUAACAGCGUUUAACAAAAUGCCUGUUUUGUUGUUUGUUUGCUUGAUUCCCUGUAACCUGCUGUCUGUCUAAAACGGUUUUUGGUGUGGUUGUGAGUGCUACGUUCUGCGCCGUGUGAAGGCCCAGGCUCUGAAGUCCCCGCUGAACACCCAGGGCCUCACCCACAUGUGCAUGGAUCCCAUUCUAGAAUGACGACAAUUAUCUGUCCAAUUCCAGAAUUAUUUUCUUUUCCUUGAAUUGACAUAAUCCAGGCCAUAUAGUUUUAUUAUUUAACUGUUUGUUUUUACGACCCCCCCCCCCAAAGAUCCC
Molecule: messenger RNA, 2700 nt
Organism: Electrophorus electricus (electric eel)
Lineage: Eukaryota; Metazoa; Chordata; Actinopteri; Gymnotiformes; Gymnotidae
Gene: septin9a
Product: septin 9a
Molecular function (GO): GTP binding
Source: RefSeq, a predicted model, not a curated record